AUGCCUUCUCAGGACAGUUCCACUCCACACCAGCCCCGAUCCCGUGCCAAACAGGCGUGUCUCCACUGCAACCGCCGGCGCAUCCGCUGCAAUGUGCAGGAGACGCGCCCGUGCCACAACUGCAUUGCCACGAACGUCCCCUGCACUAUUGGCGUGUCAAAACGGGGAAAGUACCCCCGUAAGAAGACUGCCCGACACACUCCCAAGACCUCGACGCCUUCGCAUUCGCGUUCGCCUUCAUCCCACAUCGAAGACAGCAAAGUAUCCUUGUCACUAGCAAAUGAACAGCACAACCUACCACAGAGAAAUUACCUCGGCUAUCCUACGGCCCCGCUGAUAUCCGACCAAGCAGACGACACCCACCAGACCGUCUUUCUGGGCGAGUCCAGCCCCCUCACCGUCGUCAUCGACGAGGGCCAGCACGCAUCCCCAGACACAUCGACCACCACCACCAUUCCACAAACUCGUCUCUGUUACCCCAUCCCCGGGCGCUCAAAUGUCUCGCACGCGCGCGACGAAGCCCUGCGCGCUCGCAAAGUGCGAUUGGAGCACCAACUCCAAGCAGACGGCGCAUUUUCCUUCCCCUCACCCAGUACCUGUGCACUCCUGCUACAAGCGUACUUCAACUGGUUUCACCCAUGUUUCCCCAUUCUCGACCGCGCGAAUGCACAGUCUUCCUACCUCCAGGGAAGUCUCUCACUCUUGCUGCUGCACGGAAUGCUGUUUAUCGGCGUAAGUCUCUGCACGGACGAUGCCUUAGCCCAGACGGAAUUUCUGGACCGCCACUCAGCGAAGUUCCUCUUCUACAGUCGUGCGAAAGCGCUCUACGAUGCGGACUGGGAGGCGGACAAGACGGUGAAGCUGCAGGCGUUGUUUCUGCUCAGCUUCUGGCGGGGAGGGCCGUCUGAGGACAGGGGUAUCAGGUAUUGGCUGGGGAUUGCCAUUAGUCUGGCGGAGAAGCGAGGGAUGCAUAUGAUGGCAAAAUUCUCGCUUCGGUCGGCCAAGGAAGAGAGGCUUUGGAAGCGGAUCUGGUGGGCGCUUUAUACACGCGAUCAGCAGAGUGCAGCCGCACUGGGUUUGCCGCCGCGCAUCCGUGAUGAGGAUUGUGAUGUUGCUAUGCUUGGGUCAGAUGAUGUUCGGGAGACUGAAGUGCUGGAUGACACGUCCGUGUUUGGGGUGCAGCAGGUGGGAGAUCUGGAGUAUCCGGUGGAAAUGGCCAAGCUUGCGAGAAUACUCCGCACGAUUGUCGCAACACAGUACUCCCCCAGCCGAUCGCAACCCAGCCAAGAGACUCGAAGCAAUCUGCAUCACCAGCUGAUCGAAUGGGAAUCGAAUGUUCCGGUGGAGUUGAAACAAGAGAGUGCGGUGACCCCGCGGGCUAAGUUCCUCACUGGACUAAUGUAUAUGACUUACAAGUAUGGCCGAGUUUCCGCUGGUGUGCUCUGCGACUCACCUUGGGCUAGUAACCUGUAUAUAUUGCUUUACCGACCACGAUCCCUUCGCCCUCUGGAAGAUGGCAUGAAUAGACACGGCCAGAUCGCCGUCGACGCCGCCACACGAAGCACGAGAAUCAUCGAAGAAAUGCUGUCGCACAACCUUGUGCAGCACGGGCCGACUCAUUUGAGAGAGACCGGUACUGGCCGCAAACUAGCCGAACACCGCGCAAGGCUCUGUCUGCUAGGUCUGCAGGAGUUGCAAAAGUCGUGGGAUCUGGAGAAUUGGGUGCUCGAGCUUUUCUUCCGGCGUCUGGAUGAUAGCACGGCCCGCACUUUACGGUUGACGGAUUGCAACAGGCAUGCGGCGGAUUUCACGCGUGACACCGGAACUCAUGAAAAGACAUGCCCUCCAGUGAUUGAACCACAUGAUGAGGGGUUGGUGAAGUGGCUGCUUUCGAUUGGGUCCUACAACCCCGCAUCUUUCUGCACUGCGAGUACAAACAAUCCCAUUCACCUCAGCACCAUGUUCGGAGACUUCCCCGUCAAAGACAAGAUCGUUGUGAUCACCGGCGGGGGAUCUGGCAUCGGUCUAGCAGCCGCCCAAGUCGCCGCCUCCAAAGGCGCCAAGACCAUCAUCGCGGACCUCAAACUGACCCCUGCAGCUGAAACCUUGGUGAAUAGCACCACCACCACCUCAAUCCUCUUCCAACCCUGCGACGUCCGCAACUGGGCCGACCUCGAAGCUCUAAUCCGUGCCUCCCUGGACAAAUGGGGCGAUGUACCCGAUGUGUAUAUCCCCGCCGCGGGCGUUUUUGAUCCUGAAUGGUCUAACUUCUGGGACGACACGGAAGAGACGGGCUACGCCGCGAUGGAUAUCAACGCCAACCAUCCCAUAAAGUUGACCCGCAUCGCGAUGCGUGAGUUGCUGCGCGCGAACAAGAAAGGCGUCGUGUGCUGCGUCUCGUCCCUGGCGGGAAUUGCGGCGGCGCCGGCGGCGCCCUUGUAUACGGCGGCUAAGCAUGCGGUCUGGGGGUUUGUCAAGGCCAUGGCGCCGUAUGAGGCGAUGGAGGGGGUGAAGGUCACAGCUGUUUGUCCGGGAGCCGUGCGAACGCCGCUCUUCACGGACCGCCCGGCGGCGAUGGAACAGUACUCCCUCGUUGAUAAGGAGCUGCUCGAUCCGGCCGAUGUUGCCGAGUGUAUGUUCCAGUUGAUCGAGGCAGGGGAAUACGGAGGAGGCGCGGUGGUGGAGAUCUGGGCGCGUGGGCCCGAGGGUCGCCGCGUGGUGCCGGAGUGGAACAUCGCGCCCAGUCCGUACUUCGCAGCGCAUACGCCGGAGGUGGUGGAGAGGAUCUUUGCGCCGGUGAGGGAGAAGCUGGCGAUGGAGAGGGGGGGUGGGCAUUAGCCUGCACCUAUACCUUCAACCUCGCCUAUCGCCUUAUCACCGCACAUACUGUGCCGUUCGUUCACACAUGAUAUUCAGUACACCCUAUACACCCUAUACAUGAU
Messenger RNA from Aspergillus japonicus CBS 114.51, 2942 nucleotides. RefSeq lists its product as uncharacterized. The transcript is spliced from 11 exons. The coding region runs from base 1 to 2838 and encodes 945 amino acids. Lineage: Eukaryota; Fungi; Ascomycota; Eurotiomycetes; Eurotiales; Aspergillaceae. The record is from RefSeq and is a predicted model, not a curated record. Gene Ontology annotation, molecular function: DNA-binding transcription factor activity, RNA polymerase II-specific; DNA binding; oxidoreductase activity. Gene Ontology annotation, biological process: regulation of DNA-templated transcription; DNA-templated transcription.